AAAUAGUGACGAUAAUGUAUCUAAUCUAAUCGGGAAGAUUUAAUCAUGAAGAAAAUUUCAUUGGUAAAUAUAAAAAAAAAAAAAAUGUGACGAUUAUCAUGUUGAAAAUGUGCCGAGAAGGAAGGAGCAAAUGUAAUUUUAGCCUACUUAUAAUAGAACUUGGUAAAGCGAUAGAGAAAAAAAAAUAAGAUAAUAAGUAACACGUUCAAACAUUAUUUUCAUAAUUUUAGCAUUCAGUUUUCAAGUGUACGCGUAGAAAAGGAGGCUAUAUACCAGUGUACAUAUCAGUGGAAUUUUUCUCUGCCUUUCGCCAGAGUAAUUUUUAGUUUGCGUUAUAAUAUUAAAACGUUAUAAAAAACGUUUGUCCUCGACAAAGAUAUAUUAAUUUCAAAUCGAUCUCUCGAAGAUCGAUCCUCUGAGACGCGAUUUUCAAUAUAUCGAAAUGAUACUUUGUACAUUAAUAUUUUGGAUCGAUUCGAAAAAUCGAUUCAUUGGAAGAACGAUGCAUCGGCAUGAAUGAUGCGUCAAGAUUCUCGAUUAGUAAGAGGCAAAAGGACAAGCGUGUUGUGUUUCGCUAAAUUAACGUGACUUUCUUAUUUGUAGGAAUGUACCCUACACACACAUAUAUAUAUAUAUAUGUGUGUGUGUGUAUAUCAACUACUUGAGGCAAAAAGUAACUAUUUAAAGAAUGCUAGUAACUCACUAAAUAUCCCAUUGCAAUGUUGUCCGGAGCAUGUCAGGAGUUGGCGACGCUGACUACUCUCUGCGCGCUAUUUAUUAUAUCGAUUGGAUGAUCAAAUUGGAGAUUUUAUUUUUCGAAAAUUAUGCGUAGUAGUGAUGUUGUAGAAAGCUAAUUGAAGAGUCGUUGAAAAUAAAGAAAAGAAAGGAAACUUGUGUUUAUAUGCGGCUACGUAAGUAGUAGUUAUUUCUACUGUUCAAAAUAUGAAAAAUGAAAUAUUUUUGAACGCAACCAAAGAUUUUGUUGGUUGGCGCAUGACACAAUGGAGAGGAAAGAGGAAAAUAUAAGAGGAAUAUACAACCAAUUAGCCCCACCCUCCAUAUAUACCAGUAUAUCCAGCAUCAAUCCAGCGGAUACGCAAGAUAUGAAUUGCACCGGGUUGUUUUUGCAAUCAUCUCGGAUAGAAAAUCAAGUUGUCUCCUCUAGUAACAAUUUAAGAAAUAUCGUGGCAAAGAAAAAAAGUAGACAUACUAUAAAUAAACCAAUAAUUACAUCCUCAACUAACGAACGAUCUUUAAGAAAGAAAGAUUCCUUCAAUGGCAAAACAUUAUUGAUUAAUGAGAAUUUGUCUGCGACGGAAAAAUAUUUGUCAAAUAAGGGAGACGGUUUUGAUAAUGUCAAUUUUCUUAAAUCGCAGAAAGACAAUGCAAAGGGAAAAAAAGGCGAUAAUAAUAACUUUGGCCGUCCUGAAGUGGGCAUUAUUAGAAGCCCCGAGGAAAGAUCAGAUAGAACUUUUUUUAACUGGAGAGUUAUUUUAAAUGAAAAUGGUCACUUAGUUAUUAAGGGAACAUUAGAAAGCGGGAAAAUCGCACGCACUAAGCCCAUACUUAAUAGAUUGACGGCUAGAAGCUUGGAAUCUAUUUUUAAACAAAUAUAUCAUCUUAAAGGGAAUAUUGUGGACAAUAGAAACGAGUUACCAGAAUACGUCCGAGAGAAAUUCUUCAAUGGUUUUCCCGAUGAUUGGGAAGAUGUACUUGAAGUAUGGAAAUUAUUUAUUUCCAAGGGCUCGAAUUCAAACUUUCAUUGGCCAAUCGAAAUUACCGAUAACGAUAAUGACGCGAAUGGCAAAAUGUCCGAUCUAACAUUUGAACGUACGAACGAAGAAGAUGUACCGAAGUUUAACGAGUCAGGCACAGUUAUUUCAACUGUACAAAUGCCAAAUGUCUCUAAUUUCCAAAUAUCUUUUAGCAGUUUAUGCGGUAAUAAUUGGAAGGAUCGAACUAAAAUUAACAUGUACGCUCCUAGCGUGAUGACAAAGAAAACGCAUAAUUAUAAGGAAAAUCAAUGUCAGAACGAAAAUGUUAAUAUACGUCGAUUGUCUCUUCCUCUGAAAGACGAUAAAACGAGAGACAUGGAGGAAGAUAAAAUUGAUAUUAUCGUUAAUAAUUUGCGGCAUAAGGAUUGCCCUGAAGAAUACAUUAUCAAAAUAAUACAAAUGUUUCAUUCUCUCAAUGAUGUUUAUCUCUAUAGAGUGAUGUCAAAUGAUACAGGUAAAAAGAUCAAUAAUAAUGGCCCAUACCAUGGUGAUGACAAGUCUGCGUUCUGUGCCAACCAAAUACAAGGUAAUGAAGUGAUAAGUAAUUCGGAAAGAAGAUCUUGUAUUGUGGAAUGUCAUGAUACGUUAGCUUUAAACGAUUGUUGCACCGAUCGCAAUAGGUGCAAGAUGGUGGAAGGUGCCUAUAAGGAGACAUCUGUUACGACUUUACAACGAUCGCCUAAAAAGGACUCUGAAGUAUUUGCAAGUGAAACUUAUGCGACUGUCAUAUCUGAAAGAACAUUAUUGCCGAACGAAAGAUUGUCAGUUAAAUGGCGGCAUCAACCUGAGGAAAGGAGAGGAGGAACAAAUUAUAAUUCUGUAAAUAAUAGUCAUGUAAAAUUGGCAAAAGGAAAUCGACCAAUAUACCGUAAUAAUUCUAUUACCAAUACAAGUAUUGAUAAUGACGAGAUGGAAAAUCACGAUUCGGAAAUCAAAUUGUCCGAAUUUAGAUGUAAGAGACAUUUGAACAUGACGGAGAACAUAGAACCCAGUGGGAAAAAAGCCAAGACGAUAAAUACCUUUGUCGAUGCGAAUCAUGUUGAUCUAAUUCAUAGAACUAGUGAGAACGGUGUUAACCGUUCCACCAAUAAUAAAAUGAUGCCGUUGAAACAAAAGCAGAACGUAACGUCAACACCUUUGCCCAUUGUGAAAAGUCAUACUCUUGAUAUAAACCCAAAUAAAGAUGCGACCAAUGAUAAAAAUAUGAUGGAUGAAACAACUUUGUGCAGAAAUAUUAUAACCGACCUUAUUGGUGAACAUAAGGGUGACUCGAAAGACGAGUCAAUGAAAAUGCAAUCAUGCAAUUCAAAAAUGAAUCAUGAAAAUGCAAUAGAUCCUAUUACCCUUGACACGGAUACGCCCUUUUUAAUAUUAAAUUCGACAUCUUCCAUUAAAACGCCUCGUUCGGUGCACACAUCGAACGAUGCAUUUUUAAGCGCAAGGAAACCUCAACUAUUGUCCGAUUGGAUACCAAGGGUUUUAUUUGACCUUAAGUCCGCUUCCGAGUUAAGUUUGGUCUUUGAAGGUAAAUUACUCAACGAGGCCGGCCACGUGGUUCAUAGAAAAUUUACGACUGAACGUAUACGGAAACGGCUAUCGACAAAUUUAAUCGAAGAUACAAAUCGAGAAGUUUAUCGACUCGUCGGAGAUCUGCGCGAUUCUAAACACGUUGUACCAAAAGAAUUACUGAGAUAUUGCCGCGAAGGAUGCCCAUUUAAUAUAAACGAAUUUUGUAAAAUGUGGAAAUCAUAUCGAGGAGCUAAUACAAGAGAAAUGGUAACAAAGGUAGGAAAUGAUAUGAUAGAUAUAUUGAAUGUACCUACAAGUUCAAGAGGACGUAGGAUAUUUCCACCGUUGAGUUAUUGGACCGGAGAGCGCGUUGCUUUUAGAGAUAACGAAGUAGUCUAUACAACGGGUCGUUCUCCGAAGUGUUCUAUAGCUCGAUUGCCUGAAAAUACAAGCAACAAAUUGCAAGCGAAAGGAAAGAUGUGCGAUCGAUCUAACGAUCUUAAAAUCUCUAGACAAAAAGGUGCAACUGAUGAUGCGUCGGAAGAUGAAAAUAUCGUGUCAUUACCUACUACUAAUUUACAACAGCGAGUUGAUGUACGGGCACAUAGAUCAACCGAUCUGCAAAAAACGGAUAGGAACAAUGCUGCCGUAUCACAAUCGGAUGAACGUAGAAAACAAUAUGGCAUAAGGCAACAGUCACCUAUUAAGAAACAAAAUCUAAUGUACACUUAUUACAAAAGUAUUCCACACGCGGACGACAUUUUGUCCGACGAUCAAAUAUCUCAGUUAUAAAUCUAUCCUCUUGUAUUUUUAACGAUAGUUGGUUAAUGCAAGUUCUCGUUUUCCGAUAAGAUGUAUGACAAUAACAUGUUAUGAUAACUCUUUGAA
Messenger RNA from Vespa crabro (European hornet), 4172 nucleotides. RefSeq lists its product as uncharacterized. NCBI's taxonomy places the organism in Eukaryota, Metazoa, Arthropoda, Insecta, Hymenoptera, Vespidae. The transcript is spliced from 12 exons. Bases 1002 to 4076 code for a protein of 1024 amino acids. The record is from RefSeq and is a predicted model, not a curated record.